AUGGCCUGUGGUCACAGCUCCAUCCUUCCCACGCUCUCGGGCCUCGCUGUGGGUGGAGCUGGCAGCACCGCAUUGUCCUGCUCAUGUGAUGGCCUCCCUCCCUCAUGUGAGGCUCUGGAUGUGACGGUGGACCAGCACUGCAGGGCUCCAGGUGGGGAGGAUGGAAGGGCCUCCGGAAGCAGGCCUCAGCCCUCCCCGCUGGGCUGGGGCUGCAGCUGUGCCAUGGCCCUCCUGGCCAUGACCAAAACCGCCCUGGCAUUGCUGUGCGAGGACGGGAACGCCUACGAUGUCCGCCUGAAGCUGACAAAAGAGGCGCUGACGGUUCAGAAGCAGGACGUGGUCCACGUCGGGGCCGGCCGCCAGGGCGGGAAUCACAGAACUGUGACACUUCGCAGACAGCCUGUUGGCGGCUUGGGCCUGAGCAUAAAGGGGGGUGCCGAGCACAACGUCCCUGUCGUCAUAUCAAAAAUAUUCAAAGACCAAGCAGCUGACCAGACAGGGAUGUUGUUUAUAGGAGAUGCUGUUCUGCAGGUUAAUGGCAUUAAUGUAGAAAAUGCGACCCAUGAAGAAGUGGUGCACCUUUUGAGAAAUGCUGGUGAUGAAGUCACCAUCACUGUCGAGUACCUCAGAGAAGCACCGUCAUUCCUGAAGCUCCCAUUAGGGUCUCCAGGGCCAUCCAGUGACCACAGCAGUGGGGCCUCCUCACCCCUCUUUGACAGCGGCUUACAUCUGAACGGGAACUCCAGUAACACAGCCCCAUCAUCACCUUCCUCACCCACAGCUAACGAACCAAAAUACGAGAAGCGCUGGCUGGAUGCCCUGUCAGUUCCUCUGUCCAUGGCUCGCAUCUCAAGGUACAAAGCUGGAACAGAAAAGUCAAGGUCGACUGCAUUCGAGGUGCUGGCGCUGGACGGAGUCAGCACAGGGAUCCUUCAGUUUUACACGGCCCAGGACAGCGCCGACUGGCUGAGAGCAGUCUCGGCAAACAUCCGUGACCUGACACUUCAAAACAUGAAGACGGCAAAUAAACACAGCUCUCCCUGUGACCAGAUUGUGCACAUGGGGUGGGUGAGCGAGAGACUCCAAGGUGCCGGCUCCUCUCAGACCUUCCGAUCCAAGUUCCUAGCGCUGAAGGGCUCGUCCUUCUACGUUUUCAGCAUGCCUCCGGUGAGCACAUUAGACUGGGUACGAGCAGAAAGAAUCUAUAACCUCUGUGAGGUGUUAUUUAAAGUUCACAAGGUCUGGCUCGCGGACAACUGCUGGUUGCGAGCAAACCUGUAUCUGGGCCUUCACGACUUUGACGCGGAGGACCAGAGGCCGUGCUGCUUCAGUGUCAUGGUGGGCCACGGGAGGAGCCACUGCUUCAGCGUGGAGCUGGGCAGCGAGCUGGCCGCGUGGGAGAAGUCCUUCCAAAGAGCCACGUUCUUGGAAGUUCAGAGAAUGGGGUCCAAAACAUAUAUGUGCAGCUGGCAAGGAGAGACGCUGUGUUUCACAGUGGAUUUCGCUUUGGGUUUCACCUGUUUCGACAAUAAGACAAAGAAUGUGCUAUGGAGAUUUAAAUUCUCUCAGCUUAAGGGAUCUUCAGAUGAUGGAAAAACUCGAGUCAAGCUGCUGUUUCAGAAUCUGGACACCAAACAAAUUGAGAUGAAGGAGCUCGAAUUCCAGGAUCUGACCGCUGUUCUGCACUGCGUACACGCCUUCAUAGCAGCCAAGGUGGCCGCGGUGGACCCCGUGUUUAUAGACAAUCACAGUAUCACAAGAAAGUGUAUGCAUAGCCACUGA
This is a messenger RNA of Cynocephalus volans (Philippine flying lemur), 1782 nucleotides long. It is a transcript of the gene SNTG2, whose product is annotated as syntrophin gamma 2. NCBI's taxonomy places the organism in Eukaryota, Metazoa, Chordata, Mammalia, Dermoptera, Cynocephalidae. The transcript has 17 exons. Bases 1 to 1782 code for a protein of 593 amino acids. The record is from RefSeq and is a predicted model, not a curated record. Gene Ontology annotation, molecular function: protein binding; structural molecule activity. Gene Ontology annotation, cellular component: dystrophin-associated glycoprotein complex; intracellular anatomical structure.